AUGUUGAACCCACGCCGCGCCUUCAUUGCGGCGGCGUUCCUCUUGACCGUCUUCUUCCUCAUCUCACGAUCGCACAACUCCGAGCAGAGCCCCUCCAGCUCGACCGAAAGCAGAGAUGCCGAAGCAGAGGCACUGGCCGCCGCCAAUGCGCAGCAGCGACUGCCCCCGCCUCCUCCGCAAAAGCCCAUGAUUGACAUGUCGGGCAUGUCAACGUACGAAAAGCUUGCCUACCAGUACGAGUACGACAUCGAGUCCAAGUUCCCCGCCUACAUCUGGCAGACUUGGAAGUACACGCCGGGCGAGGGCGAGUUCCAGUUCCGCGAGCAGGAGGCGUCGUGGUCAAUUGAGCACCCGGGCUUCAUCCACGAGGUCAUUACCGACUCUGUCGCCGACACGCUGCUGCAGCUGCUGUACGGGAGCAUCCCCGAGGUGCUGGAGGCGUACCACGCCCUCCCGCUGCCCGUGCUCAAGGCCGACCUGUUCCGCUACCUGAUCCUGUACGCGCGCGGCGGCAUCUACUCGGACAUUGACACGUAUGCCAUCAAGAGCGCACUGGAAUGGAUUCCGCCGCAGAUCCCCAAGGAGACCGUGGGCCUUGUGAUUGGCAUUGAGGCUGACCCCGACCGACCCGACUGGGCUGACUGGUACAGCCGGCGCAUCCAGUUCUGCCAGUGGACGAUUCAGAGCAAGCCCGGACACCCGGUGCUGCGCGACAUCAUCAGCCGCAUCACCAACUCGACGCUGACGAUGAAGAAGGAGGGCAAGCUGUCGGCAUUCCAGGGCAACCGCGUGGUGGACCUGACGGGCCCGGCCGUGUGGACAGACACCAUCAUGGACUACUUCAACGAUGAGCGCUACUUUGAUAUGGAGAACAGCAAGGGCAAGAUUGACUACCGCAACUUUACGGGCAUGGAGACGAGCAAGCGCGUGGGAGACGUGGUUGUGCUGCCCAUUACGAGCUUCUCACCGGGUGUUGGCCAGAUGGGCGCUAAGGACUAUGAUGAUCCGAUGGCAUUUGUCAAGCACGACUUUGAGGGAACGUGGAAGCCCGAAAGCGAACGACAUAUCGGCGAGGUCCAGCAGGAGCUUGGCGAAGGAGAGGAGGCUCCGAAAGAGCAGUAA
Messenger RNA from Trichoderma harzianum CBS 226.95, 1122 nucleotides. Its product is annotated as glycosyltransferase family 32 protein. Gene Ontology annotation, cellular component: mannan polymerase complex. The transcript is spliced from 2 exons. NCBI's taxonomy places the organism in Eukaryota, Fungi, Ascomycota, Sordariomycetes, Hypocreales, Hypocreaceae. The coding region runs from base 1 to 1122 and encodes 373 amino acids. Gene Ontology annotation, biological process: protein N-linked glycosylation. The record is from RefSeq and is a predicted model, not a curated record. Gene Ontology annotation, molecular function: alpha-1,6-mannosyltransferase activity.